Magallana angulata is the source of this 939-nucleotide messenger RNA. Its product is annotated as THO complex subunit 3-like. The transcript has 4 exons. Gene Ontology annotation, biological process: mRNA export from nucleus. Gene Ontology annotation, cellular component: THO complex part of transcription export complex. Lineage: Eukaryota; Metazoa; Mollusca; Bivalvia; Ostreida; Ostreidae. The record is from RefSeq and is a predicted model, not a curated record. Gene Ontology annotation, molecular function: protein binding. The coding region runs from base 1 to 603 and encodes 200 amino acids.
AUGGCGAUUUACAUUGAAAACAUGCGAACACAUUUUCAGCAAAACAAGAGAAUACGAGAGCGCACAGCGCACGACUCCAAAGUUCACUCCGUGGCGCGGAGCUGUGACGGACGGCGCCUGGCCUCGGAUUCCUUUGACAAAACUGUCAGCGUUUUCCAGCUAGACAAUGACAGAGACCGAAUAGACCAAUCCACACUUUACAAAAGUUAUGUCCCUUGGCCGCCAUCUUUGGGGAAAAACCCAUAUAUUUCUCACAAACACAUUGUCAUUGACAGCUACCCAGAUUUGAAACUCCAGCACACCCUGAAUGUUCACACUGCUAGCUGCAUCUGUAUCGAGUUUGACCCCAAGGGAAAGUACUUUGCCACCGGUAGUGCAGACGCCUUGGUCAGUAUUUGGGACGUAAAAGAGCUAGCAUGUAUUAGGACCCUUUCCAGGUUAGAGUGGCCAGUCAGAACUCUGAGCUUUAGCCAUGACGGCAAAAUGUUGGCAUCAGCACCAGAAGAUCUGAUUAUAAACAUAGCAGAGAUCGACUCAGUGUCACUGGUGGAGGCCAUUUACCUGGAAUACGCCCAUCUAUUGACCAACCUAGGACUAAGCUAGAACCUGCUGAGUUCUACUGUCAGAGAGCCAGUGAUAAGAGGCAAUUCAAAGAGGAAGUCCGCAUUCUCUUUACCUUAAAUGUGUUCCAUAUCUGUGAGUGAUGGAGAAACGAGACAUAAUUGUAUGAACUGUCAAUGAUUAAGAGAAAAUGAAAUGAUUGUACAUGUUAAUUGACAGUGAUGGAGAGAAUAUUUUUUAUGAUUGGUUAAAAAAGAACAGGUGAAAUGAUGGCAUUGUUAUUAACUUUUAUUGCAGUGAAAACAUUGAAAAGACGUACGUGGAACAAUUUGUAUGCAUGUAUUCUUGAAUUAUUAUUUCUUCAAAGCUACAAAAAAG